Sesamum indicum (sesame) is the source of this 2876-nucleotide messenger RNA. RefSeq names its product Tetratricopeptide repeat (TPR)-like superfamily protein. NCBI's taxonomy places the organism in Eukaryota, Viridiplantae, Streptophyta, Magnoliopsida, Lamiales, Pedaliaceae. Gene Ontology annotation, molecular function: RNA binding; protein binding. The record is from RefSeq and is a predicted model, not a curated record. Gene Ontology annotation, biological process: RNA modification.
UUGGCUGGAAUUUAUUGCUUUAUUACAAUUGUAAAUUUGUACAUUCUCAUCGUCUUCGUUUGCAUGUUCGGUAUUCAUCAAAGUGCUAACAGAUUCCUUCAUACAGUUUCAUUUUUCACUCGUCUAGUCGACCAGUGUUUUUCAGUAACAAAUCCCUCGAAUUCUUUGAAGUUGAUUCAUGCCCAGUUGAUAAAACUUGGUCUCAGUUCCAAUACGUUUCUGGGAAAUCGCUGUAUCGAUCUUUACUUGAAAUCUGGUUCUGCAAUCGAUGCUUUGGAGGCAUUUCACGACCUGCCCGGUAAAAAUAUUGUCUCUUGGAACUUAUACUUGAAAGUGUGUUAUAAAUGUUUUGGUGUCGAAAAAGCACGUCUGGUGUUCGACAGGAUGCCAGAAAGAGAUGUUGUGAGUUGGAACACGAUCAUUUCGGGGUAUAUUUCAAGUGGGUUUCUUGAUAGGGCGUGGGAACUGUUUUUAGAAAUGCGGGAUUCUUGCGUUAGGCCGAGUGAGUUUACGUUUUCAAUGUUGUUAUGCUGUGUAAAGUGUGGUAAUUAUGCUAAGGAAAUACAUGGGUGUAUUGUGAGGUUAGGUGGAGGUUAUUCCAAUUUGGUGGUUGGAAAUUCCUUAAUUGAUGUGUAUGGGAAGCUUGGUCUUGUGGAUUAUUCUCUUGCUGUGUUUUUGAGCAUGGAGAAAGUGGAUGUAGUUUCUUGGAACUCUAUGAUUUCAGGUUGCUGUAAAGCCGGUUAUGAAGAAUUUGCUUUGCAUAAAUUCUGUUUAAUGGGAAGAAGGGGUUUCAAGGUGGAUGAGCAUACCAUAUCCGCGGUGCUCAAUGCUUGUACUAACUUGCGAAAUUUGGAGAAGGGUAAGCAAGUGUUUUGUCUUUGUAUAAAGCUGGGGUUUCUUUCAAACACAGUUGUUUCCAGUGCAGCUAUUGACCUGUUCUCCAAAUGCAAUAGAAUGGAGAAUGCAAUAUCUGUUUUUAAGGAAUCUUAUCUAUUUGAUUCAGCCAUCUGCAAUUCAAUGAUUGCGUGUUACGCGAGCCACAAUUUUGAGGCGAAAGCUCUGGAGCUUUUUGUUUUUUCUUUCAGUGAAAGUAUCAGACCGACUGAAUUCGCACUGAGCUGUGUUCUUUGUUCUGCUGCUGUCUUUGUUUCAGUGGAGCAAGGUAGUCAACUUCAUUCUUUGGUGAUCAAAGCAGGGUUUGAAGCGGACAAUGUUGUGGCCACUUCACUUGUACAUAUGUAUAGUAAAUAUGGGUUAAUUGACUUGGCAUUAAAGGUCUCUGCAGAUAUGGAUUCUUGGGAUUUAAUAUCCUGGAACACUAUGAUACUGGCGUUGACCCAGAAUGGCAAACCAGUGGAAGCCAUUUGCCUCUUUGAAGAACUACUUCAAAGUGGUUUGCGUCCUGAUCGGAUAACAUUUGCUGGCGUUCUUUUAGCUUGCAGUUAUGGUGGGUUUCUUGAGGAAGGCAUGACGAUUUUUUCUUCAAUGCAACAUCAUGGAGUCAACCCAGCAAAUGAACACUAUGCCUCUCUUGCAGACAUAAUGACUCGGGCUGGUAGAAUUGAUUCAGCAAUUGAUUUAUUGCACAAAAUGCAUUGUCAACCUAGUGGUCUUAUGUGGGAAUUCAUACUUCGUGCUUGUGGGGAUUAUUGCGAUCUAAAUCUAAUUGAAAUAGUUGCAGAGAGGAUGAUGGAGUUGGAACCACACUCAUCUCUUCCUUACGUGAUUUUGGCUAACGCCUAUGAACAGAGGGGUAGAUGGGAAAGCCUUGUUCGAACGAGGAAGAAGAUGCAAAAGAUGGGAACACAUGAAGUAGCUGACUGCAGUUUAAUUGGUAUAAAAGGCCAUAGCUUUAGUUUUGAAGCAAACCAAAUGAUUCAUUAUGGUGGGAAGCAUGUGUACUCAGUUUUGGGUUUAUUGAUGGAAGAGAUGUGGGAUGAAAUGAUGCUUAAUUCAGCCAAUCAGGCAUAAGCGACCAGAGAAGCAUAAGGUGACUAAAGUCGCAUGGAAAGCCGAGAUCACACUUUGUUUUUCAGCAUGAUGGUUCUGUAGUUGGUAUCUUCUUGGAAGAUAUUUAGUGCCAACUCAUUGCAAUUAGCAUGAUUGCAGAUUCGGUAUACUAAUGACACUGAAAAGUUUGUUUCACUUCGAAAGUGUUUCAACAGCCUAAUGCAGAACACAAUCAGAUUACUUAAGGGAAACUGUUCGUACUGGGUGUCAAGUUGUCAAAUUCCCAAAUGCGAUCCAUUAUACCUUGAUGUCUCAUAGAUUUCUUUAUUGACAUCAGAUUUGAUGGAUGUAAGUUUCCUAUUUUUUUUUUACCAGGUUUCCUCAUCCACCUAGUCAAUAUCAUCAGUACAAACAAUACAUUUAAACUGAACCUCUGAGAUUCCACCAAAUAUCGACAACUGAACAAAGUUGCUCCCAUGAAACUGCGUGUAGCCUGUUGGCAAGUUCAGCAUAUGGGUUAAGAGUGGACUGACAAGAAGGGUACGAAGCUUAGUAGAAGCAUUAGGAAUCAGGAAUAGAUCGCAAUCAGCAUGGCAGAUAAUGGGGAAACCAUCUAAUAUGUAUGACCAGCUGCCGGCUAAUCUCUGAGCAAGAGAAAUUUCUUGGAUAAACCAUUACAAGACAUCAAAACCUGUUUACACAUUACACAUUUACCUUUGUUGUAUAAGAAAAAUAUGGAGAACGCACGAGGAGGGUAGUAAAAGCUCCUAACAUGUACUUACUUCUCUAUUCUUUUAUAUAUAAUUUGUUUCUGUGCUUAGCUCUUUGUUGACCUAGUUAUCGUCAAACAAGACGAUACUGCAAGACAACCAUUAGCAGACGAGUGUUUGCUUGCAAGAUCAAUCAAAUCUUGUAUUUCUGCAAUU